UUGUAUCUCUGUCCAUUUCCUCCACCGCUCGAUAAACUCUGUUUAACACAAACCAUGUUUGUUGAAUCUACCGAAAACAGUCCGAAAUUAUAGUGUGACUGAUAAGCGAGCACGACAGUGAUAAGCUUUUGAAACGGCGCUGCUCGCCAUUGGUCUUCUAUUUCACACUGAAGGAUGGCCGUCACUAGGUCACUUCUAUUUUUAUUUUUAAUUGCGUCGGUCGCAUUGGCCGGCAAUCACAACCGUCAUCACAGAAACCGACGGGAUAAUGAUCUCCACGAUUGGCUAACAGCUGAACAAAAAGAAUCUUUAAAGGAUAUUGCACAAGGAACUGAAGAGUUCAAGAAGAAGGUUGCAGUUUUCUACAACGAGCUGCCAGCUGAAAAGAGAGCAGAGUGGGACAAAUUCUAUAAGACUCACUGCUUCGAGUGGACUGCCAAAGCUCAAGGAGCUGACGAAGAAACUGAGUUCCAAAAGAAUCUUGCUGAUAAUGAUGUGGAAAAAGUCAGACAAAGAAUCGGAGAGCUGAAAAAGGAUUUGGAUGAGAAGGCAAGAAAGAACGUUGAGAUGUGGGAGGACGAUUGCUACAAACUUGUGAAGCCAAUGAGAAAGAGAAGAGAAAUUGAAGCUGAGUUCCAAGAUUUCGUUAAGUGGAUGACCCCAGAACAACUUGGCGAUAUUAACGCUUUGAAGACUGCCGGAAAAGACAGUGAGAUUCAAGAUAAAGUUAAAGAGUACUUUGCAAAGCUCCCAGCUGAUCAACAGAAAACUCUUACUGAAGAAUUCAAAGGAAAGUGCAAGGUUUACUUCACCCCGCUCAUGACCUCUGAUGAACUUGAAAAGAUCAAGACAUUGAAGGGAGACAAGGAAGCUGCUGGAGCACUUGUGAAAGGAGUAGUUGACAGACAAGAUGGCGAAGUCAAAGUGAUUGCCGAGAAGAUGCUCUCUGUAUGUACCUUUAAUAAAUUUACGGUAAAAUUGUAUCUUUCAGGUUUGUGGAGAAGUCUACAAGGAGUCUACCCGGAAGCGCAGAGAAAUUGAAGCUGCAUUCCAAGACUUUGUUAAAUGGAUGACCCCAGAACAACUCGGGGAUAUCACUGCUUUGAAGGCAGCUGGAAAGGACAGUGAAGUUCAAGCUAAAGUAAAGGAAUUCUUCGGACAGCUCCCAGCUGAUCAACAGAAAACACUGACCGAAGAAUUCAAGGGAAAAUGCAAAGUUUACUUCACUCCACUUAUGACUUCUGAGGAGCUUGAGAAGAUCAAGACAUUGAAAGGAGACAAGGAAGCUGCUGGAGCUCUUGUAAAAGGAGUUGUUGAUAGACAGGAAGGUGAAGUUAAGGCUGUUGCUGAAAAAAUGCUCACUGUAUGCGGAGAAGUUUACAAGGAUUCUAGCCGUAGACGUAGAGAGAUCGAGGCAGAGUUCCAAGAUUUUGUCAAGUGGAUGACCCCAGAACAGCUCGGUGAUAUCAACGCUUUGAAGACCGCCGGGAAAGAUAGUGAGAUUCAGGAUAAGGUUAAGGAAUACUUCGCACUUCUGCCAUCUGACCAGCAAAAAACUCUGACAGAGGAGUUCAAAGGAAAGUGUAAGGUUUACUUCACUCCACUCAUGACUUCUGAAGAACUCGAUAAGAUCAAGACAAUGAAGGAUGAUAAGGUGGCUGCUGGAGCACUUGUUAAAGGAGUCGUUGACAGACAAGAAGGAGAAGUUAAAGCUAUUGCUGAAAAGAUGCUCUCUGUUUGCGGAGAAGUUUACAAAGAUUCUAAACGCAAGCGAAGAGAGAUCGAAGCUGCAUUUAAAGAUUUUGUUCACUGGAUGACACCAGAACAACUUGGAGAUAUUACUGCAUUGAAAGCUGCUGGAAAAGACAGUGAAGUUCAAGCUAAGGUUAAGGAAUUUUUCGGACAGUUGCCGGCUGAUCAACAGAAAACUCUUACCGAAGAAUUCAAAGGAAAGUGCAAGGUUUACUUCACACCAUUGAUGACUUCCGAUGAGCUUGCAAAGAUCGAAACUUUGAAGGGGGAUAAGGAAGCUGCUGGAGCACUUGUCAAGGGAGUAGUUGACAGACAGGAAGGAGACGUCAAGGCUAUUGCUGAAAAGAUGUUGACUGUAUGCGGCGAGGUGUACAAGGAUUCUAGCCGUAGAAGACGAGAGAUCGAACCAGCAUUCCAAGACUUUGUCAAGUGGAUGACCCCAGAGCAGCUCGGACACAUCACAGCACUCAAAACCGCUGGAAAAGAAAGUGAAGUUCAAGAUAAGGUUAAAGAGUAUUUUGGACAAUUGCCAGCUGACCAACAAGCUACAUUGAAAGAAGAGUUCAAGGGAAAGUGCAGAGUGUUCUUCACUCCAUUGAUGACCUCUGAGGAACUUGACAAGGUGAAGACAUUGAAGGCUAAUAAAGAAGCUGCUGGAGCACUUAUGAAGACUGUGGUAGAUAGACAGUCAGGAGAAGUAAAGGCUACCGCUGAGAAAAUGCUUGGAGUUUGUGGAGAAGUGUACAAAGAGUCGAGUCGUAAACGCAGAGAGAUCGAGGCCGCAUUCAAAGACUUUGUUCAAUGGAUGACCCCUGAACAACUGGGAGAGAUCACAUCAAUGAAGGCCGCAGGAAAGGAAGGACCAGAACUUCAGGCCAAAACCAAAGAGUUCUUCGAGCAACUUCCAGCUGAUCAGCAAAAAACCUUGAAGGAAGAGUUCAAAGGAAAGUGCAAAGUUUACUUCACUCCAUUGAUGACUUCUGAAGAGCUCGAGAAGAUCAAGACAUUGAAGGGAGAUAAGGAAGCUGCUGGAGCACUUGUGAAGGGAGUAGUUGACAGACAAAUGGGAGACGUGAAAUCUAUUUCAGAGAAGAUGCUUGCUCUGUGUGGAGAAGUCUAUAAAGACUCUAGCCGCAGACGUCGAGAAAUCGAAGCUGUGUUCCAGGACUUCGUUAAGUGGAUGACUCCAGAACAACUAGGAGAUAUCACUGCUUUGAAGGCAGCUGGAAAAGACACUGAGGUGCAAGAGAAGGUGAAGGAAUACUUUGGAAAACUCCCAGCUGAUCAACAGAAAACACUUACUGAAGAAUUCAAGGGAACUUGUAAGACUUACUUCUCCCCUCUGCUCACUUCUGAAGAGUCUGAAAAGAUCAAGGAACAUGUUGCAUCCGGAGACAAGGAGGCCUCCAAAGCACUUGUCAAGGGAGCUGUGGAUAGACAAGAAGGAGAAAUCAAGACAAUUGCCGAGAAGAUGUUUGGAAUUUGUGGAGAAGUCUACAAGGAGAGCAAGUCUAGACGUGACGUGGCUGCUAAAAUCGAGAAGCAUUUAAGUUGGCUUCAAGCCGAGGAGAAGGAAGAGAUUCUGAAAAUGAGCAAAGAAGGAAAGAGCAAGGAUGACAUCAAGAAACGUCUGUUCGAGAUGGUUGAAGCCAAGGAGAAGGAUGCAGGAGAGAAGGAGAAAACCGUAAAACUGUGCUACGCUUGGAUGGAUGAUGUAGCUACAAAGGAAGAAAUCGAGGGGCUUCACAAGUUGCACCAUGUUGAUCAUGGAGCAUGCAAGAAGAAGGUUCGCGAGUUCAUCGGAAGACUUCCAGAGGAGAAACAGAAAGCUGUUGAAGCUUCCCUUCCAUUCUGUGAAAAGCUCUGGUAUGGAGAUCAUGCAUCUCAUGAGGGACACGAAGGACAUGGAGAUCACUCUGGACACAAUCAUCAUCACAUAAAGAGACGUCAUUUGGCUGUAAUUGAAAAGUACAUUGAGUGGCUUGAUGAGAUUCAAAAGGGAGCGAUUAGGGAGUUGGAAGCAUCUGGAGCAGAUUUCAAUGUGAUCGCUGAUAAAAUCAAGGAAUUCUUCCAUCUUCUUCCAGAACAGAAACAAACUGAUGUUAAGGAGAAGUUCCAGAAUCAAUGCAUGACUUGGGCGAAAGAAGUUUCAAAGCCAACCGAAUGGGAAGAAAUCAAGAAAUUGCACGCUGCCGAAGACUUCAACACAUUGAAGCUGAAGCUUGUAGAACUGGAAGAGCGCCUUACAGAGAAUCAGAAGCAUACAAUUGAGCACGUGAGAGGAGUCUGCUAUAGACUUUGGGGAAUCAAGAAUCUUGCCAGAAGACGUCGUGUUCCAAACUCAGAAGCUUCAUUCCAAGAGAAAGCGGCCAAGUAUUUGGAUUGGAUGAACGAAGAACAAUUGAACGAAUUGAAGAGAUUGAAAAGUGAGGGAAAGAAGUCCGAGGUGAUGAAGGCCAUUCUAAAGUUCUACGAUGAAACAACCGGAGAUGCCAAGGAGAAGGCCGAGGGCAAGUUGAAAGAAGCUUGUAAGGAGUAUUCGGUUAAGGCUUUCGGAGAGGAGAAGGUGGCUCAAUUCAAGGCUCAAUACAAAAAAUUGAAGGAUGAAAAUGCGGAACAGUCCGAGAUUGAGAAGUUGUCCAAUCAAUACAUUGACGAGAUUGAGGAUGAACAGAAGAAGGACUUUGCAAAGGCUGUUGUCACUGGCUGCAAGCAUGUCUACGCCUCAACUCGUUCCCGCCGUGAUCUGAUCGCUCAGGCGGUUGCCGAAUAUCUUCAGAACGCUUAAUGAUUAGAAAACUUCACUUUUGCAGUUAUAAACUUACUUGUCUAUAUGAUGAAUUUUAAUUAUUUGAACUGCAACAAGAAGAUUAUGAAAU
This is a messenger RNA of Caenorhabditis elegans, 4631 nucleotides long. It is a transcript of the gene npa-1, whose product is annotated as Polyprotein allergen nematode domain-containing protein. Bases 3341 to 4540 code for a protein of 399 amino acids. The record is from RefSeq and is marked reviewed. NCBI's taxonomy places the organism in Eukaryota, Metazoa, Nematoda, Chromadorea, Rhabditida, Rhabditidae. The transcript is spliced from 10 exons.